AUGGCUGAGACGUCUGAGGCAGUGUUUCAACAGCCUGUUCCACCCGCUGCGGCCGCCUACAAGCUCGCGCCCCUCUUCCAGCAUAAGGAUCCGCCCGUCGAGAAGUACGCGCCUUACAAGCCCAACCUGGACUGGGUAAAGCAACCAGAGCUGUGGCUGGACGACUGGGAACUGUACAGGGCAGACGAUGUUCAGGAGGGCAAAGACCGGCUCUCCUCGCUGCCGGCGGAGAUCCUCCUCAUGAUCAUCUCGCACCUCACCCCUGGCUCGCUCGUCGCCGUCUCGCGCACCUCCCGCUUUCUCCGCUCCCUCACCUGCACCAAGCGUGCCGAACCAGUCUGGACGGCAGCGCGUCAGCGACGAGGAUGGCCAGACUUGGAAGCCGGCGGUCUGAACGAGGUCGAGUCUGCGAAGCUGGUCGAGGGCGAGUUUUGCUGCCUUUGCGGCGAAGCAGAGCGUUGCGAGAAAGGGGAUGACUGCGAUUGUAGCGACUCGGUCCGGCGAGACUUUCGCGUUCGUACCGUGCUCUGCAGCGACUGCGCGGCCAAUCUAAAGCCCAGUGAAUCCAUUUCGGCGGAAUACUGGUAUCUGCAUCCUCUAACGUUCGAGUGCUGUCUCUCGACGCACACCAAUUCGGACGGCUCGCGCAUUAUGCGUAAAGAAAAUCAUCUUUACUUCGUCCCUCAAGUCCUCAAGCAAUCAGCCGCGCUCUACGACGCCGAAGCCGACGCCGCAGGUCAAGACAAACUGCUUUCGUUCGGUUCGGAAGUCUAUACCAUCAAGCGACGUGCCUUCCUGGAUGCGGUCAAGCUGGACGCGUACUUCUUGAAGGCGAACGCGGUCACCCUUCGCUGCGAUGAUGAGGAGGAGGAGGAACGCAUGAAGAAGCUACGAGUGGAAAAAAGACUCGACGACAAGUUCUCCUCCCUGGGACUUGGGCCUGCAGACUUCGCAGACAUCGGCAAGACCAAGAGCUGGUGCAUGGCCUGCAUCGAGGAAGACUAUGACGCGGAUAUGAAGCGCUGGGAGGACGAGCAGCGGGCGAAGGGCAUUUCCGAGGAAGAGGAGGAAGCCGAAGCAUGGGAGGAGGAAGACGAGAACACGCGCUGGGAGCGGACCUUCGCGGAGAUGCUCGCCGCAUGGCACGGCGACUGCAUCCCGGCACCGUGCCACCUUACGGAGACGUCCCCGUUCGAGGGGGACCAUCGCGAGCUAUGGUUUCACGAGGACUGGCCACACUAUCGAGGCGCCAUCAUUGAGUACGCACGUCGGAACCAGCACAAGGCUCGCUGGCAAGCAGCACAAGACGCUCGCAGACGCCGCAAGGAGGAGAUGGAGACGCUCUUUGUCGGCUUACGGACGAGCUGUCGCGAGGAACACCUCGGCUUCUUCGUCGCCUUGUCGACUUUCCUCGACUUUCCCGAGGUCAAGGCGUUGUGGUUUCCCGACAACGGCGUCGGCAUCCUCUCCCGCAUUGCCAAGUCCGACCGACUCGCCACGAUCCAGCUCUUUGACCGCAUCGCCCGCUCCCUUCUCAACGAUGGGCAGCGUCUCGGCGAUUUUGCCUCGUUCGUACUCGACGGCGAACCUUCCCCCUUCGUUGACUCGGACCGGUCGAAAGGCCUCGCGCCGUACCACAGCGCGUUGAGCGACGACGACAUGAAUCCCGUCUUCGACCGCCUCGCCUCGCUCUUCCGCUGCGGCGUCUGCUCCGCCAAGCUCACCUUCCCCGCCAUUGCCAUUCACCUCGUCGACGAGCACGGCCUUACGAACGUCGCGGCAUACGCGCACGUCCCGAUUCCUUCCUUUAGGAAGGCCAUCAAGAAGCUGCUGGAGCGGCGCCUUUUGCCGGCUGACAUCUCGCCUGCGAGGUUCAAGGCGUACCACGGCGGCGCUCACUUUCACGUCACGAUGCGGACGAAGACGGGCAACCUCGAGAUGAGCCUGAAUGAGACUUGGGCACAAGUCCUCUCCGGCAAGUCCCUCGCCGAACGCCAUGCCGCCUGGCACAAGCUCGACUACACCUCGACUGACCGCGACAUCGCCAAGAUCGAGUUGUCAUACGCCUGCGUCUAA
Rhodotorula toruloides NP11 is the source of this 2076-nucleotide messenger RNA. RefSeq names its product cyclin-like F-box domain containing protein. The transcript has 12 exons. Bases 1 to 2076 code for a protein of 691 amino acids. Gene Ontology annotation, molecular function: protein binding. The record is from RefSeq and is a predicted model, not a curated record. Lineage: Eukaryota; Fungi; Basidiomycota; Microbotryomycetes; Sporidiobolales; Sporidiobolaceae.